This is a messenger RNA of Sclerotinia borealis F-4128, 2739 nucleotides long. The record is from the annotation of a GenBank genome assembly. NCBI's taxonomy places the organism in Eukaryota, Fungi, Ascomycota, Leotiomycetes, Helotiales, Sclerotiniaceae.
AUGGAGAAUAAUCCUGUAAACUUGGGUCAAAUUGAUCCUAGACUUCGAGAUGAAUCUACUUCAUUUGCGCAACCUCAACAGUCCCAACAGCAUCAACAGCCACAACCCCAAAUCGAAAUCCACAAUCUGAACACUCAAAUUCCUACGAGCGCACCUCGAUUGUCUGGUCCAUCACCAACCCAGCUCACACAGCUACAGCAGUAUCAUCAAUCUAGCCACGAUGGAAUCCAAUCUCAAAUGUAUAUGCCCCAAACACCCCAAUCAGCGGGUCAUACGCCAGAUGAUGGAGAUAUGCUCGCAGACUCAUCGGCUGAUGCAAAGCGACCAAGAGCUUGCGAAGCUUGUCGAGGAUUGAAAGUCAAAUGCGAACCUGAUAUAAACAAUUUUGAUGGUCCUUGCAAACGAUGCGCCAAAGCCUCCCGCCAAUGCGUCGUUACCGUACCAAGUCGAAAGCGACAGAAGAAGGCAGAUAGUCGAGUAGCUGAAUUAGAGAAGAAGAUUGAUGCAUUGACAGCUACACUGCAAGCGACAAAAUCGGCAUCUUUACCAGCAAGCCACGGCCCGGGAGUCGAAAAUUGUCUUGAGGAGCAUGGCCAACAUAUUUCAGCGAGGCAAAACCCAUACGAGCAGGUCACAAAUGGAGGUUUUGGAUCACCUUUCUCUAGCCAUCCCGAAUCGAGGUUGAACUCGACCGAUUGGUCUAGCUAUCCUAAAGCUCCCCAAUCCGAAAAUCAGACAUUAUCUGCACCCCCGAUGGUGAUGGCAGGGCAGAAGAGGAAGCAUGCCGAGAGUCGAGAUGAGAUCCCGGCUGACUCUUUCAUGACUGCCGGUUCUUUAGGACAGAAAACUCCUGACUCUAACCUACAACAAUCACCUUGGCAUGCGCCGCAAAAACAACAGACCCCUGCCCACGAGUAUGCGGAUGUUGUGGAUCGAGGCUUGAUAACGGCCGAUAUUGCUACCACAAUGUUUAAGUGUUAUGUUGAAAGAAUGGCCCACCAUAUGCCUGCUGUCGUAUUCCCCCCCGGCACUACUGCUGCAGAAAUUCGCAAGACAAAGCCGAUCUUAUUUCUAGCUAUCCUCAGCGCCAGCUCUGGCACAAACUACCCAUCACUUCAGAAACAAUUGACAAAGGAAGUGAUGAUCAUAUAUGCAGAUCGCAUAAUUUGCAAUGGUGAGAAGACAUUGGAGCUUAUACAGGCUCUUCUUAUUAGUACCCUCUGGUAUUGGCCACCUGAACAUUUCGAGGAGCUAAAAUUCUACCAACUUAUCCACAUCGCGGCCGUCAUGGCAAUUGAUAUUGGAAUGGGCAAGAAAGGGAAAAGCGGCAAGACUGAUAAAAUGAAAAGCGCAGGAUUGUGGAGAGAUCAUCCGUGGCGACGAACACCAUAUCCCGACCCUGAAACUAUCGAGGCAAGACGUACUUGGAUGGGCUGCUACUUUUUAUGUUGUAACGCGUCUAUGGCUCUACGUCGACCAAAUCUCAUCCGAUGGACCUCAUUCAUGGCGGAAUCUGUUGACAUACUUGAGCACUCUCCGGAGGCGGCCCCUACAGAUAGGAUAUUGUGCCAAUGGGUUCGCAGUCAGCGGAUCGCAGAGGAAGUUGGAAUACAAUUUUCAAUGGAUGAUCCAGGUGCGAGCAUCAGUAUCGCCGACCCAAAGGUGCAGUAUGCCCUCAAAGGUUUCGAGCAAGAGCUUGAUAAAUGGAGCAGUUCGAUACCUCCAGAUGUUCAAACACCAUCCUUGAAAUUAACGGAACAUGUAAUCAACCUUUACAUGCAUGAAGUCGCUAUGCACGUCGAUCACAACGUUGAGGAAUUCAAGCCACCCUUUACUGAAGAUACAUUGCAUGGAGCUUCGGAAUCCCCAGAUGUAUUAACCUCGGCUCAUAUUGCCGCUCUGUCUUGUUGCCUAACAUCCAUUGACGGUAUUUUCGAAACUUUUCUGCAAUUUGAUGUUGAGGUCAUUCGAUGCCUUCCGAUUGCACACUUCGUUAGAGUGGCUUAUGCUGUCGUGGUACUGAUCAAGAUGUACUUUGCCGCAGCCAAUCCGAAUGGUGAGUUAGGAAAGGUUUUCAUCAAGGACAACAUGAAGGUAGAGCAUUAUCUCGAUGGUCUAGUCGAGGUCUUCCGCGCCUCUGCGGCCGAUGAGAGAUCUCGACCGGCAGCAAAAUUCUUGAUGGUUCUCAUAAUGUUGAAAACCUGGUUCCAUCGUCAACGAGAGGGCAAAUCAUCGCCUGUGCAAAACACAGAACCCGCCGACCCUACAAAAACUGCCGGUGAUACUUCUGGAGAAGCCACAAUGGAGACGGAUCAAAACUCAACUCGACAAAUGGGAUCACACCGCAACGUACAACAACCAGGUUAUAGCCCCUCCAAUACUCCUCUCCAGCUUCUCAGCGAAGUCGCAACAGGUAAUUCCGGUGGUCCCCGUCCAGAAACCCAAAAUCAAAAUCAAUACGCGAUUCAGCAAAACGACUGGCUAGCACAACAACCAUAUCCCAACUACGACCCAUCUCUAAAUCCCAUGAAUGUCCAAAUGCUACAAGGCUACGGCGAUAUGCCACCAGGAAACAUCGAUCCCUCUCUCGGCAUGGACCUAGGAUUCGCAAUGGGCGAUGGAUUUGAACAGGCAAUGGGUAUAACAUUUGGCGUUGGCGAUAUCGGUAGUUACUUUGGUGAAGAUAUUUUCGGUCAAUUCAUGGGAGGUAGUGUUCCGGGUUUUGAGGGGGGGUUGUAA